Molecule: messenger RNA, 1717 nt
Organism: Sceloporus undulatus (fence lizard)
Lineage: Eukaryota; Metazoa; Chordata; Lepidosauria; Squamata; Phrynosomatidae
Product: serine protease 33-like
Exons: 6
Coding region: 2-970 (322 amino acids)
Biological process (GO): proteolysis
Molecular function (GO): serine-type endopeptidase activity
Source: RefSeq, a predicted model, not a curated record
CAUGCUGAGUCUUUCCUGCUCCCAGAUUGUGCUGCUACUCCUGUUGCUCAGAGGUGCUGAAAACAGUCCUGCUCCAAAAGUCUGUGGCCAGCCUAAAGUGCACUCCCUUCGGAUUGUUGGGGGGCAGAAGGCUGAAGAAGGGGAAUGGCCAUGGCAAGUCAGUAUCCGAGAAAAUAGACGACAUGUGUGUGGUGGAAGCCUCAUCUCAUCUCAAUGGGUGGUGACAGCAGCUCAUUGCUUUGAUGGACCACUGGCUCCAUUUAUGUACCGGAUAAACCUGGGAGAAUAUGAGCUCCCCAAACCUGCAGACAGCAUGGUCUCCGCUGCCAUUGGCCAGAUCAUAGUGCAUCCAUAUUAUGCUGGAGAUGGACUCAGUGGGGAUAUUGCAUUGGUACGACUGAAGGAACCGGUCACUUUCUCCCGAACUAUUCUGCCCAUCUGCCUGCCAACUAAAAGAGAUCCGGAGCCCUUCCCUGUUGGGAUGCAAUGUUGGGUCACUGGCUGGGGAAACCUCUAUCCAGAUGCCCCCUUCCUUACUCGGACCCUGCAAGAGUUGGAGGUGCCAAUCCUCGAUGUAGAUGAGUGUGACAAAAUGUACCAUAAUGACUCCAAUGCUGACAGUGAAACUGAGACCGUGCCAAAAGGCUACAGGCUGAUCUAUGAUGAUAUGAUCUGUGCUGGGUAUCCAGAAGGAAAAAAGGAUUCCUGCCAGGGUGACUCUGGGGGGCCCCUGGCUUGCAAGCAGAACAACACUUGGUACCUGGCUGGAUUGGUGAGCUUUGGGUUGAGCUGUUCAGAGCCCAACCGACCUGGAGUCUACACUCGAGUCACCUCCUACAUGGACUGGAUUCAGCGCACUAUUGAAAAGAACACAGCUACCAGCAGUGGUGUCCAUGUUUCAACUGCCAAAUCUGCCACGUUCUUAGUUCUGCCCCUUCUCCUGGGUAUUUUCCACACUUGGGCCCUUUAGUACUGCUGCCUUAAACCUGUUGGAAGUGCCCUUAAAAUGGAUGCUCAACAUUGCACUGAUUUUACUACCAGUAAAAUCCAAUGAUGCCUAUAACCAUGACCAUACCCUUAUGCAUUUCCCCAUUCAGUAUAAUGAGAUUUAUUCUUGUAUCUAGGGACACCUUUCAUACUUGUCAUUAGUUUAUCAUAAUAAUCACAGCUGCUCUUGAAAUUAUAUCUGAACUGGAAUGUAGGUUAUACAUUUUUUAAAGUUUGCCCUGCAUCAAGGUUGUCUAUCUUUCCCACCACUGCCACCAAUUAUGAUGGAUUCCACCAGUCCCUCUACUGUGGUACCAAAUAUGGGGACCUCCUAGAUGGCCUCAUGGUUCCUUGUGAUACAAUCCCACUACUGGAUACCACUGCCCUCCAAUCACUGCUGCUACCACAGACAACAUAUGUCUGAACUCAUCCACACCACUGAUGCCUUGGUGGUGUUCUCAGAGGCACAAAGGUAUAAUACAAACUUUAAUUUAUUAAAUAGAAGUAUGACAUACAGUCAGCUCUUGGUAUCCACUGUAUUUUGGUUCCAAGACCUCCCGUGGAUACUAAACUUCAUGGAUGCUCAAGGUUCAUUAUAUACUAUGGUCUAUUGAAAUGGUGUCCCUUAUAUAAAAUACAAAAUUUGCUUUUUGGUAUUUUUAUUUGGAAUAUUUUCAAGCCAUGGCUGGUCGAAUCUAUGGAUGCAGAAUCUGUGGAUACAGAUGUGGCC